CUUCUCUUUACCCUUCAGCUUUCUCCAACCUGUGUCUUCUCAGAACCCCCAAGCAGCCGUCGCAGCGGGACCGUCCGGUCUAUGCCCGCUGCAGGACAUAGCUUGGCCGAGAAGCACCGGACAUUUUGGCAAUUAACAUGGCAACUAUAGAAGAAAUUGCACACCAAAUUAUUGAACAGCAGAUGGGAGAGCUUGUUACAGAGCAGCAAACUGGCCAGAAAAUCCAGAUCGUGGCAGCACUUGAUCAUAAUACACAAGGCAAGCAGUUCAUCCUGACAAAUCAUGAUGGCUCUACUCCAAGCAAAGUCAUUCUGGCCAGGCAAGAUUCCACUCCAGGGAAAGUUUUCCUCACAACUCCAGAUGCAGCAGGUGUUAACCAGUUAUUUUUUACAACUCCCGAUCUGUCUGCACAACACCUCCAGCUCUUAACAGAUAAUUCUUCAGCAGACCAAGGACCAAAUAAGUUUUUUGAUCUAUGCGUAGUAUGUGGAGACAAAGCAUCAGGGCAUCAUUAUGGGGCAGUAACUUGUGAAGGCUGCAAUGGAUUUUUUAAAAGAAACAUCCGAAAAAAUUUAGUUUAUUCAUGUCGAGGAUCAAAGGACUGUAAUCAAUACUGCAGGUUACAGAGAUGCAUUGCGUUUGGAAUGAAACAAGACUCUGUUCAAUGUGAAAGAAAACCCAUUGAAGUGUCACGAGAAAAAUCUUCUAAUUGUGCCGCUUCAACUGAAAAAAUCUACGUCCACAAAGACCUUCGAAGUCCAUUAACUGCAACUCCAACUUUUGUAACAGAUAGUGAAAUUGCAAGGUCAGCAGGGCUAUUAGAUUCUGGAAUGUUUGUGAAUAUUCAUCAGUCUGGAAUAAAAACUGAGUCAGCUGUGCUGAUGACACCAGAUAAGGUUGAAUCCUGUCACGGAGAUUUAAGUACCUUGGCCAGUGUGGUUACAUCAUUAGCAAAUUUUGGAAAAACUAAAGGUCAUUCUCAAAAUAGUAAUGAAAUGCCUAUGAUUGAAAGCUUAAGCAAUGGUGAUACCUCUUUGUGUGAAUUUCACCAAGAAAUGCAGACCAACAGUGAUGUUUCAAGGGCAUUUGACACUCUUGCAAAAGCGUUGAAUCCUGGAGAGAGCACAGCCUGUCAGAGCUCAGUAGAGGGCAUGGAAGGAAGCAUACACCUAAUUGCUGGAGACCCAAGCAUAAAUUACAUCGAAAAAGAAGGGCCACUUCUCAGCGAUUCACACGUAGCUUUCAGGCUCACCAUGCCUUCUCCAAUGCCUGAGUACCUGAACGGGCACUACAUCGGGGAGUCUGUCUCCAGACUGCUGUUCUUAUCAAUGCACUGGGCACUUUCAAUCCCUUCCUUCCAGGCUCUAGGGCAAGAAAACAGCAUAUCAUUGGUGAAAGCUUACUGGAAUGAACUUUUUACUCUUGGUCUUGCCCAGUGCUGGCAGGUAAUGAACAUGGCAACUAUAUUAGCAACAUUUGUCAAUUGUCUUCAUAGUAGCCUUCAACAAGAUAAAAUGUCAACAGAAAGAAGAAAGUUAUUGAUGGAGCACAUUUUCAAACUACAGGAGUUUUGUAACAGCAUGGUUAAACUCUGCAUUGAUGGAUAUGAAUAUGCUUACCUAAAGGCAAUAGUACUCUUCAGUCCAGAUCAUCCGGGCUUAGAAAACAUGGAACAGAUUGAGAAAUUUCAAGAAAAGGCAUAUGUGGAAUUCCAAGAUUAUAUAACUAAAAUAUAUCCGGAUGACACCUACCGGUUGUCCAGACUACUACUCAGAUCACCAGCUUUGAGACUGAUGAAUGCUACCAUCACUGAAGAAUUGUUUUUCAAAGGUCUCAUUGGCAAUGUACGAAUUGACAGUGUUAUCCCACAUAUUUUUUAAAUGGAACCUGCAGAUUAUAACUCACAAAUAAUUGGUCACAGCAUUUAAAAGCUGAGAUCUCAGUAUAAACUAAUUGUUCAUUCCCAGAACAGAAGACACCAAAUUGAAUUCAUUGCUUCCAGAAUAUCUGGAACAUUUGACUGGAAAAGGGUAACCAAAAACCAAGUUGUUUUUAUUUUGAUUUAAUUAAGAAGAAUUUUUGAAGUGACUGGGCAGGUAACAGGAAUUGGUAAUUUCCCUUCCUGGCUUAUUUAAGUGAAUAGGGAAUACUAACAAUUUAUUCUGCCUCAUCUUAGUAUCUAAACCAAGAUCUCAUUAUAUUUUAUUUUAUAAAACAAAUAAAUUAGGCUUUUUUUCCCUCAAAAAAA
Manis pentadactyla (Chinese pangolin) is the source of this 2248-nucleotide messenger RNA. RefSeq names its product nuclear receptor subfamily 2 group C member 1-like. Gene Ontology annotation, molecular function: RNA polymerase II cis-regulatory region sequence-specific DNA binding; zinc ion binding; nuclear receptor activity. Gene Ontology annotation, biological process: negative regulation of transcription by RNA polymerase II; anatomical structure development; cell differentiation. The record is from RefSeq and is a predicted model, not a curated record. NCBI's taxonomy places the organism in Eukaryota, Metazoa, Chordata, Mammalia, Pholidota, Manidae.